AUGACAAAACCCAGUCUCCUUGAGCUCCCCCCGGGAGUUCAGCUUGUCUAUCUCGCCGAGGGUGGCGCAAAUGUGAUCUAUCGCUUUGUCUCUGCGCCGCUCAAAUCUCUCGAAAAGGAACCCAAGAGACCACUGUCACCAGUUGCGAUCGACAGUCUCGAGAAUCGUGCCGUACCGGCCUCAUUCAAAGGCAAAUUGCUCCGUCUGCGCAAAGAAACCGCCGCAAACCAAUCAUACAAAGAAAUCGUCCAGAACUUCAACAAUAUCGUGCGACCCCUCUUCAAACCCGAAGAGCUAGUCGACCAGACACUCAUCCGUCUACCGGAGGGAUUAAUCCAGCGCUGCAAUGAGCUCCUUCAUAUCGAUGAACUAAACGGCAAGCGGCCGAAGAAGCGGCAUGGCGGAUACUUGUGCUUGAACGAGCCGUUCGGUCUACUGAUCACCGACAUGACCACUGCCGACGAUCCCAACGCCACAUUAGCGGAGUUGAAGCCAAAAUGGCUAAUUCAGUCCCCUUCGGCACCUACCUCAGCCCGCAGGUGCCGGACGUGUGCAUUAAGAGAGAUGAAGAACCACGAAGCACGAAGACUGGGACAGAAAGAGCAACGAUCCUUCUGUCCGCUGGAUCUUGUCUCCGAACGCUUGGAUAGCGUCCUGCGGGCGACGGGUUUCAUAAAAGGAUGCAAUGACCGACACCGACUUGCGCGCAUAUUGCACCGCAAUCCUACAUUGCAAAAGCUUCAAUCUCAGCAAAAAUCCCGGCGAGAAGUCGGCCUGCUUGGACCGCCGGCACAGUCUCAGGAGAUGUCACUUGAUAUGACGCUCCGAGACUGUACGAUGUUUAUCAAGAUCCCCCGAGACGAAAUGUCUGCAGUAGAAAUCCGCCUCGGCGACCUCGACCUGAAAACAGGCGCCGGAGGCAAAGCCAAGUACUGGCGAGAUCUCGAAAACAACCUCAUCGACGGGGGCUGGUAUCACGGGUUCAACAGUCAAGGUCCAAGCGAGUGUGCGUUGCAGCGGGGUCAAAUCUGA
Messenger RNA from Penicillium cinerascens, 1032 nucleotides. RefSeq names its product inositol-pentakisphosphate 2-kinase. Gene Ontology annotation, biological process: inositol phosphate biosynthetic process. Gene Ontology annotation, cellular component: nucleus. The transcript has 2 exons. The record is from RefSeq and is a predicted model, not a curated record. NCBI's taxonomy places the organism in Eukaryota, Fungi, Ascomycota, Eurotiomycetes, Eurotiales, Aspergillaceae. Gene Ontology annotation, molecular function: inositol-1,3,4,5,6-pentakisphosphate 2-kinase activity; ATP binding. The coding region runs from base 1 to 1032 and encodes 343 amino acids.